This is a messenger RNA of Nymphaea colorata (pocket water lily), 1780 nucleotides long. RefSeq lists its product as uncharacterized. Gene Ontology annotation, cellular component: membrane. The record is from RefSeq and is a predicted model, not a curated record. The transcript has 12 exons. Lineage: Eukaryota; Viridiplantae; Streptophyta; Magnoliopsida; Nymphaeales; Nymphaeaceae. Gene Ontology annotation, molecular function: transmembrane transporter activity. Gene Ontology annotation, biological process: transmembrane transport. Bases 573 to 1628 code for a protein of 351 amino acids.
GAAAUGAAAGGCGUGGGUUGGAGAAAGAGAUGCUUUGGUGGCGUAUACUGCAUAGUGAGAAAGCAAAGUGGCAGACGAAGCGGAAGCAACAUAAGAAUUUAGUGAGAACUUUCCAUGGAAGCAGAAAGCAUGGUUUAAAGUAUCCAAUUUCCUCGGCCAUUAGAAGGAUCGUCUUUCUGCGAACAGUCUGUCUUUCCUCAUAAAUACUCUCUCUCUCUCUCUCUCUCUCUCUCUCUCUACAUUGUCAUCGGACGGUGAGGAGUAAUAGUUUGUUGCCUUGGGAGUCGGGAGACCAACCUUGCGUUCUAAACCGUUGGCUUUUUGUUAUUGGAGAUGGAACUUGUCUUUCAAGACUGUCCCUCCAGGAUUAUUCCCUCCUUCCUCACUCUAUAAGGAGUUUUCGGUUUUCGUCCACCUUCAGAAGUUGUCCAUUCCGAUUAACGUAGAGAAUAUAAGCUCAUAAGGAAUUUUUGCUUGUUCCUUCUGAUCUAUAGAGCUUAUGUCCUUUCGCAUUUGACUUCUUGAUGCUUAUUUAUUGAGAGAGAGAGAGAGAGAGAGAGAGAGAGAGAGAGAUGGAUUGUUCGGAGUGGAUGAAGGAGAAAGUGUAUUGGUUCAGAUCAAGGUUGACGUUGGUAGCUCUGAUUCUGGGACAGAUUGUUUCCCUGCUCAUCACCUCCACGGGUUUCGCGUCUUCGGAACUUGCAAGAAAAGGGAUUAGUGCGCCGACGUCACAGUCGUUUUUCAACUACGUGCUUCUGGCAGUCAUAUACGGAGGCAUUGUUCUACAUCGAAGGAAAAGACUUCAUGCCAAGUGGUAUUACUAUGUAAUGCUUGCAUUUGUUGAUGUUGAAGCUAAUUAUCUUGUGGUCAAGGCAUACCAGUAUACAUCCCUAACAAGUGUCAUGCUGCUGGAUUGCUGGACAAUUCCAUGUGUCAUAUUCUUGACCUGGAUGUUCUUAAAGACUCAUUAUGGCGUAUUGAAAUUUACUGGUGUGGCUAUUUGUAUCAGUGGACUUGUUAUGGUUGUGUUUUCUGAUGCCCAUGCAAGUGAUCGAGGAAGAGGAAGCAAUCCAAUCAAAGGAGAUCUGCUUGUUGUAGGUGGCUCCAUGCUAUAUGGAAUUAGCAAUGUCAGUGAGGAGUUUCUAGUGAAGAAUGCAGAUAGAGUCGAGCUUAUGGCGAUGUUAGGCACAUUUGGAGCUAUAAUCGGUGCAUGCCAAAUAAUCAUUCUAGAGCGCCAUGAACUACAGUCAAUUCAUUGGACGGCUGGUGCUGUACUUCCCUUUGUUGGAUUUUCUUUGGCGAUGUUCUUAUUUUACACUUUGGUUCCCGUCUUGCUUAAGAUAAGCGGGUCUACGAUGCUCAACCUUUCUUUGCUGACAUCAGAUAUGUGGGCUGUUCUAAUUCGCAUAUUUGCUUAUAAGGAGCAGGUUGACUGGUUGUACUUUCUUGCUUUCUUUAUGGUUGCUGUUGGACUCAUAUUAUAUUCCUGGGCUUCUAGAAACAAUGAUAGAAUAGGAUCAGACGACGGCCAAAACAACCUCCAAUGCAGUUUAAGAGACGAGGAAGAUGCUUUUCAAAAUGCAGAGGCGCGUGUCCCACAAAGCGCGGCCAACAUAUCAAAAAAAUGAAGAUCAUGACAUUUUUACCAUGCAAUCCUCUCUAAAUGAUUGCACGUCCGGAUUCAUUUUUCUUUAUUUUUUAUAAUAUUAAUUUGUAGAGAACAGCAAUGGCUUUAGAAAUAUAUGAAAGGCAAUAGCAUUAAGAAUUUAAGAUUCUGCAA